GCCAUUUCUCACCCAGCAGAAAAAAACAAAAACAAAAAUGUACUCCACCAAUCCAGACCUUGAAAAAGCCCUCUCCUCCAUCACCGGCAGCAAUCGCGCACUCAACACCCUCGCGCGUCUGCACGAAGAAGCGCUGGCAGAGCCGCCGUUCAUCAGCACCGACGCGCGUGCAUCCGAAACGGAGACCAGAGACGAGGCGCUGCGCCGACACACGCGGGAGCUGUUUGUCGCGCUGGACCCGGACAAGGCGGCGCUGGUAUACCUCUUGGCGCGGGGUUCGGGGGCGCGUUACGUGGUGGAGGCGGGCACCAGCUUCGGCGUCUCGACCAUCUGGCUCGCUUUGGCGGUCGGGCAGAAUGCCGCCGGAGAUGUGGGCGAUGCAAGGGUGAUUGCGACAGAGAACGAGCCGGAAAAAGCGGCGAGGGCGAGGGAGAAUUGGGCCGCCGCUGGUGAGGAUGAGGUAGCAAGGUGGAUUGAACUUAGGGAGGGUGAUAUCUUGGAGACGCUGAAGGAGGGUCUACCACAGGUGGAUCUUUUGCUGCUCGACAUCUGGACACCACUGGCCCUUCCAACUCUCAAGCUGGUACAGCCCAAGAUGAAAAAGGGCUCCAUGAUCAUCGUGGACAAUAUCGAGGAUGCCAAGUCGGGCUAUCGCGAUCUCCUGGAAUAUAUCGACCAACCGGACAGUGGGUUCAACAUGACAGUCCUACCGUACAACGGCGGGCUGGGUCUGCUUGUGUAUACGGGGUCGAGGUAGGGAUGUGUUCGAGCUGAGAAUGGUUGUCAUUCAUUGCCUCCCAGACUCUAGGUGUAAAACUGUGAAAAUGCUAUAAUAGCGUAAAAACAAAGCUCAACACACUGUUUCGCAUGCAUGGUGUCCAAGGGGUCCCCAAAGGUUUCAAUUAUAUAUAUAUAUAUAUAUGGUCUAAUUAGCUCAAAAUUAGAAACCAG
Pyricularia grisea is the source of this 951-nucleotide messenger RNA. RefSeq lists its product as uncharacterized. Lineage: Eukaryota; Fungi; Ascomycota; Sordariomycetes; Magnaporthales; Pyriculariaceae. Gene Ontology annotation, molecular function: O-methyltransferase activity. The record is from RefSeq and is a predicted model, not a curated record. The transcript has 2 exons. Bases 38 to 757 code for a protein of 239 amino acids.